CGGGGCGCGGUCUGUACUGAGCAUGCUCAGUCGAGGGUCCGCGCUUGGGUGCGGGCUAGGGGUACACCCACGGCGCCCUGCCGACCGAGAGGACGCGGGGAGUCUGCCCUGGGGACGCUAUGGAGAAGUACCAGAUUUUGGACCAGCUGAGUCCUGGGGCCUUGGGGAUGAACCUGGUGGUGGAGAAAACAGAAAACAAAGUAAAGUACGUGAUAAAGCAGGUGCAGUGUAUUGAUGAGCAUCAUGCCAACGAGGCCUUGGAGGAGCUGAUGCCGCUGUUGGAGCUCCAGCACGCCCACAUCUCCGCGUACCAGGAGCUGUUCAUCAUAUGGAAUAGUCAGGAAACACAGAAAAGCCAAAAGGAGAGUUCACUGUGGAAGGAAAAGCAGCGUCCUCUGAGAGCCCCGAGUGGAGGCCCUGAGUGCCUCCCAGGCCAGGCUCCCCUGAGAGAGGAAAUGGACAUCUCCUCUCUGUUCCUCUGCCUGGUGAUGGAGUACAAUGAUGGAAGCUUCCAGGAGGUCAUUGAGAAGAAGAGGGAGACAAAGACAACCAUUGACUCUGAGUGGAUGCAGAAUAUGCUGGGCCAGGUGUUGGAUGCUCUGGACUACCUGCACCACUUAGACAUCAUCCACAGGAAUCUCAAGCCCUCCAACAUAGCCCUUGUCAGCAGCAGCCACUGCAAAUUGCAGGACCUGAGCUCCAAUGCGCUGAUGACAGACAAAGCCAAGUGGAACAUCCGCGCAGAGGAAGACCCUUGUCAGAAGUCCUGGAUGGCCCCCGAAGCCCUCCGCUUCUCCUUCAGCCAGAAGUCAGACGUCUGGUCCCUGGGCUGCAUCAUCCUAGACAUGGCCAGCUGCUCCUUCACAGAUAGAACAGAAGCCAUGCUGCUGAGAAAGUCCCUCCGGACCCUCCCAAAUGGCCUCAGGGGCAUCCUGAAGACUAUGGGGGAGAAGAACGUCCCCCACGCGCAAACCUUGGGUUCCCUUUUGCCUCUGAUGCUGCAGAUCAACCCCUCGGAGCGAAUAACAGUCAGGGAUGUGAUACGCAUCACCUUCGCGGGCAGCAGCGUCAGGUCCUCCAGCAUCCCUCUGUCUCUACACCAGCAAGCGGUGCCUGACUUCGUCACCGACAUGCUGCUGGAGGGCAACGUCGCCAACAUCGUAGAGGUCAUGCAGAACUUCUCCAGCAGACCCGAAGUCCAGCUCAAAGCCAUGGAGAGGCUCCUGAGAAUGCCCGAAGACCAGCUAGCUCUGCCGUGGCCCACAGAGCUGGCGGAGGUGCUGACCGCCAUCAUGACGCAACACGAGAGGGUCCUGGGCCUACAGCUGCACGCCUGCUCCCUGCUGCUGUGCACGCUGGGCCGAGCGCUGGCACAGGACCCAGCGGCCGAGGUGCCAAGUGACAGCUCUGUCACCUCCGUCCUGCUGAACUGCCUGCGGGUUCACCCGGAGUCGGAGCAGCUCCUGGUCACGGUCUAUGGCGUGCUCACCAUCAUCUCCAGCCAGGAGUCGGCCGCGGAGGCGCUGCAGCAGGCCGGGCUGCUGGAGCUUAUCCUGGAGCACCUGAGAACCUUCCUCACAAACAGGGACAUGUGCAUCAACGGCCUGAGCCUGCUCUGGGCCCUCCUGGCGGCCGCCGUCAUUGUGGACAAGACCCCCUUGGAGAGAGCCCCAGUCCUCGUCGCUGAGGUGCUGGCCGCCUACCCCACGGACGCGGAGAUGGCCGAGGCGGGCUGCGCGGUCUUCUGGCUGCUGUCCUUGCUAGGCUGCAUCAAGGAGCACCAGUUUGCAGAUGCGGUGACGCUGUUGCUGCGAAGCAUCCGGCUGUGCCAGGACAGAGUCCGGCUGGUGAACAACGCCUACCGGGGACUGGCCAGCCUCGCAAAGGCGUCCGAGCUGGCAGCACUGCAGGUGGCAAUGCCAGAGGAGGGCAGCAGCGGCCUCAGCCUCAUCCAGGACACGUACCAGCUGUACAGGGACGACCCGGAGGUGGUGGAGAACAUCUGCUUGCUGCUGGCUCACCUCGCGUCCUACGAUGACAUCCUGCCUGAGCUGCAGGCCAGCGGCAUCCAGCCCCUGGCCCGGGAGAUCAAGGAGCGCUUCACCUCCAGCCUGGAGCUGGUUUCCUACGCAGAGAAGGUGCUCCUAAGGCUGGAGGCCGGCCCGCCGCCCGGUGCUGCAGAACAGUCAGCUCUGCCCUGAGGAGGCAGACACCCCACAGCCUCCCGCCUCCCCAUACCUCCUCUCCUGCCCUUCCUUUCCUUGUCCAGCCCUGGAGCUGCCUGGUGAGCGGCUCUUCCCUUAGGUCAUGGGAGGGGGGUGUCCCCCUCACUCACGCAGACGUGCUGGGGGCAGCUCAGAGGACCGGUGGGGCCCUGGGGGCUCGAUUCGGCAGGCUCCACACAGACCUUGGCCCUGGACCCACCAGCGUGGCCCUUGUGGAAAAAGCGGCCCUUCCAGACCACCGUGAACGAGGGAAGUGUACCCUCCGCGCUCCAGCUCCAGUAAAAGCCUGUGUAUUACAUCCUC
Molecule: messenger RNA, 2528 nt
Organism: Hyaena hyaena (striped hyena)
Lineage: Eukaryota; Metazoa; Chordata; Mammalia; Carnivora; Hyaenidae
Gene: STKLD1
Product: serine/threonine kinase like domain containing 1
Exons: 20
Coding region: 120-2201 (693 amino acids)
Biological process (GO): protein phosphorylation
Molecular function (GO): ATP binding; protein serine/threonine kinase activity
Source: RefSeq, a predicted model, not a curated record